AUGAGCGAAAUUCCAAAACAACAGUCUGGUGGUGAGAUAUAGCCAUUCUACUUGGCUCUAAUAGAUAAAUAUAAUUAAGUAGUAACAGCAGAUUCUACAAACAAGAUAAGAUUAGUUAUUAAUGUCACAAAUUCUCAAAAUUAUAGGUAUCCACCUAUUAUUGAAGGAGAUUCAACUUUCUAUUUGUCUUAUGGGUUAGCUGAGAUAAAAGAUCUUGCUUUUGCUGGAACUCCGGGUGCUAAUUACAGCAUAUCGCUUAUGACUGAGGCUAUUGAUAAAACAAAAAAAUCUAAUGCAGAAUAUAUGAAAUCACAAGGUAUUGAUUAAAUCGAUUUUAAAUUAGAGAUUAGUCUAAGGGAAUGCGAAAUUGGUGAGUAGUUUACAUCGAGCGGUAAAUGUGUUUAAUGCCCUGAUGGUUUAAGUUUUUCUUUAGUAAAAAUGAAUGAGCCAGGUAACUGCUAGUCAUGCCCUACUUCCAAGGCUAUUUGUAAUGGUGGAACGAAUAUUGAUGCUUAAAUACCUAGUCUUGCUUAGGGAUGA
Messenger RNA from Stylonychia lemnae, 540 nucleotides. The record is from the annotation of a GenBank genome assembly. NCBI's taxonomy places the organism in Eukaryota, Ciliophora, Spirotrichea, Sporadotrichida, Oxytrichidae.